AUGUUGGUCAAGGAGCAAUACGAUAUUUUGGGCAACCUCAUUACUACCACCACCACUACUACUCCAGGUCUCCCUACAACCGCCUCACUUACUCUCCCUCCAACUCCUGUAGCGACCACCGAGACCACCACUACAUCGCUACCAACGGUGUUUCCUGCGGAUAAUGCAGCGCCAUUGAAUGUCUUUGAACGCUACACCCAUCUUGAGGCCUUUCUAUCGCGAUUCACGCCGAUCGGCCUGGAAGUUGACCGUUCAACUACCGCGAUCUACUUGCCCCUUUCUGUUCUUGGACUCACGCUUACUGCUGCUGUACUCUUCACCUGGCAUGCUCGUCAAGACACCUCCAAAACCUAUGCAGUCGAUUCCACUGCGCCUCCGCUACUACCACCUCCAUUGUGGCGGCGAUGGCGAGAUCGCCAGCGUGGUGACACUCUGCUCUAUCUUCUUGGUUUCCUCAGCUGUCCUCUUCUCUUAAUCCACUGUUCGUUCUGUCUCCUUCUCGACCUUGAUGGAGUCUGGCGUUUGCGCCUUCUCUCGAGCAUCAUAGGUAUCCGAGCUUUCUGUCCUCUCGUCCACAGCCUUGCCAUCACGACACGCGUCACCAUCGCUCUCUUGGUGCUCCUCAUUGCUUGGCGCGCUCAUGUCAUAUCACGACCCCCACGCCUACGCACUAUCUCCUGUCAUUGCCGCAGUCCAUAUCUGCGGUUUUGGUGGUGUAAAAUCCCCUGCGGUCUCUUUGCGAAAGCCACAGCCAUCAUUCUCGUGUCAUUCGUAGCCGGUCUAAUGGGAAUUAACUUCUGGCAUGUGACCGAUAUUACUCUGCCAGGAACUUCUGACAAUGUCGAUCUAAUAUGCAGCCCUAUAGGAGGUUACCAAUCAGGUUUCCAGUUCCUCAGUCCCGAUGGUACUCUCCUGCUCUAUGAUUGGGUCCUCAAUGCAGUAAUCUUUGCGCCGAGUACCUUAGGAACUAUAGCCUUUGCCUUUUUGCUGUCUCGGCGCCUGCUGUCCAUCCAAAGCCAAGCGUUACUGCAAAGUGAUGUCGAGGUUGGUGGUCGCAUGGCCUUCGUCUAUACCCGGCACGUGAUACAUCGUCUCCAACUUGUCAAUGGUCUCUGCCUCCUCUUUGGUCUAGCCAACUUACCCUUGGUGGCAACUCGCCUUCUAUCUGUCAUGACUACGCCAGGAGUUGCAGAGUUGCCAGAUCGCGAGAUUCUAGACGACCCAACUUGGCAAAGAAUGCUUCAUCAUGCUACAGCGAUUAUAAUUUGCCGCGAAUUCGCAGACAUGGCGACAACAGGACUGCUCUUCCCUACCUUCAUGGUGAUCAGCUCUACGUUCAGACAUCGGUUUCUCCGCCUUCUGCGUCUCAAAGGCCCUCAUUCGUUGUGUGGCAUGGAUACCCAUGAUUUUAGCCGACGGUUCUGGGGCAUGGCAGGAAGACCACAGGGGCAGCCACCACAACCCUCUUUUUCGCCUGCAAAAGCAGAUUCGCCACCGGUACGAUGGAGCUGGGGAAAGGGGUGGCGUCAGUCAUAUUCCUUGCCUCUCUCUCCGCCGGUUGUAGAGUCCACCAUGGCAUUUGGAGAGCAGAGAUUAGCCGAGGGUGCAGACCCCGAUCACCUAGAUGCGAUAGUUGAGCAACACAACAACGCUUAUGCAUUCACUGGAACCAGCAGAGGUGGUUUUCCACAUCACUACGCCAAACACCGAGCCUCAUUCGCACCCCUCACCACAUCAAAACGUUUGCCGGUUGACAGUCGGCGCACAUGCUACCUCUAG
Messenger RNA from Hydatigera taeniaeformis, 1779 nucleotides. The record is from the annotation of a GenBank genome assembly. NCBI's taxonomy places the organism in Eukaryota, Metazoa, Platyhelminthes, Cestoda, Cyclophyllidea, Taeniidae.